AUGGCCAUUGAGCCCAUCUCCCCCACCUCGCCCUCCCCCGACGGCAAACGCCUCGAAUAUGCUCUCGAGCUGCAGGAUCUGGACAGGGUACGCGAAGAUGAGAAACUCGGCGUCUCGACCGUCACUGAUGCGUUGUUGGGCGACGAGCAGCGCGACCAGCCUUCCUCGCAUCCCUCGGCUAAGGCGACGACAUCGACAUCAGCAGGCCUACAUCCGUCCACUCAUCCGCUGUUCCCACCGCUUCCCGUCUACAGCGCUCCCUCGUUUCUCUUCUCCCUGCAAUGUCUCGCGGUCCGAGGCGUGUCGUUCAUCUUGUCGCUGCUCUUCCUGGGCGUUAUCGUCGGCGGGGCGCUGAUCAAUCGGGCCGGAGGGGUGCUACAUAACGGGUAUCUUCGAGUGAGAGGUCAGGAUCCGAACACGCAGCGGAAAUUUCACUCAGAAGAACGGAUCCGGAACCGCGACCGACAAGCCGACCAUCGACGGUGGACUCGCCAGCAGAAGAAGAAAGACGAGGUCGAUGAAGAAGGCCACGGUCCGGUGCCGGACGAGUGUCCGCCGCUGGAAGGCGGUCGGGAUCCCAUCGUCCCUGACGUGGCGUAUUAUGCUCGGCGCGUGGGCCUGGACGUCGAGACGUUCAAAGUGCAGACGGAAGACGGGUAUAUCUUGACGCUGUGGCAUGUUUAUAAUCCCCAGGAACAGAACCCCUCGUCGGUCGCCGACCGACAGUGUCGCGGACCGCAGGUUUUCAUGGGCCAGAAGAACCCUCGUGCGGUGUCGCGCGCGGACGGGCGCCGCAAGUAUCCUGUUUUGUUGCUUCAUGGGUUACUUCAGAGUGCUGGGGCGUAUUGUACCAAUGACGACGAUAGUCUGGCGUUCUUCCUCUGCAAGAGCGGGUACGAUGUCUGGUUGGCGAAUAACCGGUGUGCAUUGAAACCGGAGCAUACGACGCUGUCAUCGUCCGAUCCGCGCAUGUGGGCGUGGAAUAUUCGGCAGAUGGGAGUGUUUGACAUCGCGGCUCACAUGUCGCGAGUGCUGUAUGAGACUGGGUUUGAGAAGCUCGGUCUGGUGUGUCACUCUCAAGGGACCACUGAGACACUGAUCGCUCUGGCAAAGGACCAGCGACCGGAGCUGGGCGAGCGAAUCUCCGUCUUCUGCGCCCUCGCUCCCGCGGCGUAUGCCGGGCCUCUCGUGGACCGGGUCUACUUCCGCAUCGUGCGCGCCCUGUCACCGAGGCUAUUCCGACUCGCCUUCGGCAUCCACUCGUUCAUCCCCUUCAUGAUGACCAUGCACGCGCGUCUUAAUCCCCGCGUCUAUGGCACCCUCGGCUACUACGUCUUCUCGCAUCUCUUCGGCUGGAGCGACACACACUGGGACCGCGGUCUGCGCGACCGCAUGUUCCAGUUCGCGCCCGUCUACGUCAGCACCGAGACCAUCCGAUGGUGGCUCGGACGCGACUCAUUCUCCAUCCAAAAAUGUAUCCUCGCCACGCGCGAGACCUGCCUCCUCGAAAUGGAAGAGGACCUGCGCGCCGAGCAAGGCCUCACCCAGGACUCCCAAAUCCGCACCGACACCGCGUGGUACGGGCCCCAGGCUCCCCCGAUGGCGCUGUGGAUCGGAGGAUCCGAUGACCUGGUUGACGGGCGACGACUGCUGCGGCGGUUGCAGAACGGUCGCGAGCCCCAUGUCCGGGUCGUUCACGCGAAGGUCAUCGAGGAAUAUGAGCAUUUGGAUGUCCUCUGGGCUAUGGACGUCGUUGAUCAGGUCGGAAAGGAGAUCUGCCAGGUUCUUUGGAACACCAUGCCUGAGGAUGUGAGGGGGCUGUGUCGGGCUCCGAGGGGUGUGUAG
Aspergillus affinis is the source of this 1845-nucleotide messenger RNA. Its product is annotated as putative ab-hydrolase associated lipase. Gene Ontology annotation, biological process: lipid metabolic process. The transcript has a single exon. The record is from RefSeq and is a predicted model, not a curated record. Bases 1 to 1845 code for a protein of 614 amino acids. Lineage: Eukaryota; Fungi; Ascomycota; Eurotiomycetes; Eurotiales; Aspergillaceae.